AUUGCUUACCAUAAAACUCACUAUAAAAAUCCUCCCCAUACUAGGAAUUUAGAGUACUAGAAACUCAUAAUUCCUCGCCGAAAGUUGAGUGAGAGAGAUGAAAACGUGCAGUGGGAUCUUGAUUAGGCUUUCGUUUGCCCUGUGCCUGGCACUCCUCUGUGCUUCAGAGGAUUUUGAUUUCUUCUACUUUGUUCAACAGUGGCCAGGAUCAUACUGUGACACAAAGAAUAGUUGCUGCUAUCCAACCACUGGGAAACCAGCUGCUGAUUUUGGCAUUCAUGGGCUUUGGCCUAAUUACAAUGAUGGGAGUUACCCUUCAAAUUGUGAUUCAAAUAACCCCUUCAAUCAAAAUAAGAUUUCAGACCUAAUAAGCAGUAUGCAAAAGAAGUGGCCAACACUAGCUUGCCCAAGCGGCAAUGGAGUGACCUUUUGGUCACAUGAAUGGGAAAAGCAUGGCACAUGCUCCGAGUCAGUCCUUGACCAACAUGGCUACUUCAAGGCAGCUCUUGCCUUGAAAAACCAAGUAAAUCUCCUCCAGGCUCUUCAGAGUGCAGGAAUUCAACCAAACGGGGGAACCUACAGCUUGAGCAGCAUCAAGGGUGCAAUACAAGGAGCAGUAGGCUAUGCCCCAUGGAUAGAGUGCAAUACUGAUGCAUCAGGCAACAGCCAGCUUUACCAAAUUUACUUGUGUGUGGACACUUCUGGAUCUAACCUCAUUGAAUGCCCAGUGUUUCCAAGUGGAAAAUGUGGGUCAGAGAUUGAAUUCCCCAGCUUUUAGAGGACCAAUUUGAAAAAAUUGAUACUUUUCCCUUCACUUUUUAUUCUACAGUUGUUAAUUUGUAUCUCAAGUGAGCAUUGAAGGUUUCCUUUUGAAUUGGCUGGCAAUAAUAAUUCUCAACAUAUAUAUUGAAGUC
Manihot esculenta (cassava) is the source of this 914-nucleotide messenger RNA. Its product is annotated as extracellular ribonuclease LE. The transcript has 4 exons. Lineage: Eukaryota; Viridiplantae; Streptophyta; Magnoliopsida; Malpighiales; Euphorbiaceae. The coding region runs from base 98 to 778 and encodes 226 amino acids. Gene Ontology annotation, molecular function: RNA binding; ribonuclease T2 activity. The record is from RefSeq and is a predicted model, not a curated record. Gene Ontology annotation, biological process: RNA catabolic process. Gene Ontology annotation, cellular component: extracellular region.